Molecule: messenger RNA, 2782 nt
Organism: Dryobates pubescens (Downy woodpecker)
Lineage: Eukaryota; Metazoa; Chordata; Aves; Piciformes; Picidae
Gene: EXTL1
Product: exostosin like glycosyltransferase 1
Exons: 11
Coding region: 463-2748 (761 amino acids)
Cellular component (GO): membrane
Molecular function (GO): glycosyltransferase activity
Source: RefSeq, a predicted model, not a curated record
GCACCGGGAGAGCCCGGCACGGUGGCACGGCGGCUUCUCUGCCGCCUUUCCCGGCCGGGAAUGCAGCCCGGAACCACCAGGAGCCUUGUACGGAGACUUCAAGGCACAACGGUCCGAAACCCACCAGGGGCUGCGUGUCCCCAAAGGGAUUUGAAGCUGGGCCAAGCAGCGAUGGAAACGUCAUUGUCGCGGCACAGGGGCCCAGCGAAGUGACCGCGGAGCAGGACAUCACUGCACCGAGCUCUGCUCCACAGCUGGAGAGAGGGACGGCCCCAAAGAGCCGGGGGAGAGAGGGCAGCAGGAGGACCUGGGGCUCAUCCGCGCUCCUGUGGGCUGCAAAGAUCACGGGACGACACCUGGGGGCCAGGAGCUGUCCCACCACCCACUUGGGGUUUGGGACGUCGGCCUUGCAACUGGACUCCAAUCCCAGCCCGAUGAGGAGCCAGGGAGGUGCAUGAACCUAUGCAGACCAGGAAGAAAUACAUUUUCCUGGCUCUCCUUGCCUCUUGGCUCCUGCUCUUCUCCUUCUUCGGAGAUCAGCUGCGCCGUUUCGCAUUCUUUCCCGGGAGGAAAGCCGAAGCCCAGAGGACUUGGCCUCGCUGGACGGAUCAGUCCCUUCUCAAAACCUUUGCAGACCCCGGGGAGCUGCAGGGCGAUGGGGACCCCUCCCUGCCGUCACCCCGGGAGCGGCGGGCGGCGCGGCUGAGCGUCUACAAGAGCAGUCGGUGCCGGAUGGAGACCUGCUUCGACUUCUCCAGGUGCCAGAAGCACGGCUUCAAAGUCUUCACCUACCCCCGGGAGAGGGACCAGCCCCUCUCGGAGAGCUACGGCAAGAUCCUCUCCUCCAUCCAGCGCUCUCGCUACUACACCCCGCGCCCCGAGGAAGCCUGCCUCUUCAUCCUCAGCAUCGACACCCUGGACCGCGACCACCUCUCAGGCCAAUACGUCCGUGAUGUCGACGAGAAGAUCCGCGGCUUCCCGCUCUGGAACGGCGGCCGGAACCACCUCAUCUUCAACCUCUACUCGGGCACCUGGCCCAACUACACCGAGGACCUGGGCUUUGACCUCGGCCAGGCCAUGCUGGCCAAAGCCAGCUUCUACACCCAGAGCUUCAGGCCCGGCUUCGACAUCUCCAUCCCGCUUUUCCCCAAGGACCACCCGCAGCGCGGCGGGGGGGAGGGGUGGCUGCGUCACGACUCCAUCCCCCCCCGAAAGAAAUACCUGCUGGUGUUCAAGGGGAAGCGGUACCUGACUGGCAUCGGCUCGGGCACCAGGAAUGCCCUGCACCACAUCCACAACGGCAAGGACAUCAUCUCACUCACCACCUGCAAGCAUGGCAAGGACUGGGAGAAGCACAAGGACCCUCGCUGCGACCAGGACAACGUCGACUACGAGAAGUUUGACUACCAGGAGCUGCUGCACAAUUCCACCUUCUGCAUCGUGCCCCGGGGCAGGCGCUUGGGCUCCUUCCGCUUCCUGGAGGCUCUGCAGGCUGCCUGCAUCCCCGUGCUGCUGAGUGACGGCUGGGAGCUGCCCUUCUCUGAAGUCAUCGACUGGAGCAAAGCUGCUGUCGUGGGCAGUGAGAGGCUGCUGCUGCAGAUCCCCUCCAUCGUCCGCUGCAUCCACCCGGAGCGCGUCCUGGCAUUCCAGCAGCAGACCCAGUUCCUGUGGGACGCCUACUUCUCCUCCGUCGACAAGAUCGUGCACACCACGCUGGAGAUCAUCAAGGACAGGCUGCUGCCGCACCGCUCCCGCUCCCGCUUCCUCUGGAACACGCUGCCCGGGGGGCUCCUGGCUCUGCCUGACUUCUCCACCCACCCCGGGGACUUUCCCUUCUACUACCUGCACCAUGGCUCCAGCCCCUCUGAGAAGUUCACAGCUUUCAUCCGGGUGGUCUCCUCAGCGGGGUCCCCUUCCCAGCCCAUCCUCAGGCUCAUCCAAGCUGUCUCUGGAUCCCAGUACUGUGCCCAGAUCCUGGUGCUGUGGAGCUGCGAGCAGCCACCACCGCCAAGGGGGAGAUGGCCCCAGACCACCGUGCCUCUGACCGUCAUCCAGGGCAGGGGAAAGCUCAGCGGCCGCUUCCUCCCCUACGCUGCCAUCCAGACGGACGCGGUGCUGAGCCUGGAUGAGCACAGCAGCCUCUCAACCAGCGAGGUGGAUUUUGCCUUCGUGGUGUGGCGCAGCUUCCCCGAGCGCAUCGUGGGCUUCCUGACACGGAGCCACUUCUGGGACCCCGAGCAGGGGCGCUGGGGUUACACUUCCAAGUGGACCAACGAGCUCUCCAUCGUCCUCACUGCCGCCGCCUUCUACCACAGGUAUUACCACAGCCUCUUCACCAAGUACCUGCCGGCGGGGCUGCGGGAGCUGGAGGACGGCCUGGCCGCCUGCGAGGACAUCCUGAUGAACGCCCUCGUGGCUGCCGUCACCAAGCUGCCCCCCAUCAAGGUCGCCCAGCACAAACAGCACAAGGACACUGUGCCCCAGCAGGUAGGCUGCGAGGAUGGAGCUGUGCAGAGCCCUCCAGCCAGGGAGUGGAGCCCCUCAGCCCCGCGCUCCGCUGCCGCCAAGGCGAAGGGCACGUCGGGGGCGGCCGGCGGUCUCCCCCAGCAGCAGGACUGCCUCAACCAGCUGGCUGACUGGUUUGGCUACAUGCCCCUCGUAUCCUCCCGCUUGCGCCUCGACCCCGUCCUCUUCAAGGAUCAGGUCUCCGUCCUGCGCAAGAAAUACCCCCGCCUGGAGAGACCCUGAGGGCUGCUGGGUGGCUCCGGCUGUCCUGUGCCCG